GUUUUUAGUGCCAGUUCAAAAGUUUCAGGUUAGAAAUGACAAGGUUCUGACACCGUUUCCGAAAAAUCCAGGACAGCGAUAACAGUCGAUUAAACAGCUUUGGUUUGUUGCCUUAGCCACCCACCAUGCAAACCCCAGUGGUUAUGAUCAUCGGAAUUGUAUGUGCCCCCUGUGGGCUCGUCCUGGCGUUGGUCUGCACAGUGGCCCCAGGAUGGCGAGACAUAAGAAACUUUUCCGGUGCCUCUGCUGACCAGGUGAGCUAUCAGGGAAUAUGGGACAUCUGUCAGGAGUAUGAAAGCACCCACAAACGCACAUGUGGAGUUACAGACGAUGCUUACUUUCAGACUUUGGUGAUCCAGGUAGCCCGUGGUCUAAUGCUGGCUUCUUUGGGAGUGACGACUAUAGGUAUAAUCUUAGCUUCCCUUGGAAUUCGCUGCUGGAGAAGUAAACCCAACUACCUGUUUGCUGGACUUGGAGGCAUCGUGAUCUUUAUUUCUGGGGUGCUCAGUCUUAUUCCCCAGUCCUGGUACACCAACCAGAUCAAUGCUAUCUCUAGCUCAAGUGCACCCAAUGGAAGCAUACAGACAAGCUAUGCCCUUGUCGUGGGCUUUAUCGGCAGCUGCUUGGAACUUAUUGGAGGGUUCUCUUUGGCACUUAGCUUCGCUCACUUCUGUGUUGAAAGGCAGAACGUAACAGCAAACAAGUACUUCACUAAAAAUCCGAAGCCACAUAUUACUAAACCAGUACCCAAAUCGUACACUAAUCCUAUGGAAGUGACAGAUGGUCCCUCAGUGGCAUCCAGUCCAGUCCCCUGCGAUUCAGAUUUGUAGAUGUGAUGGCAUGAAAAGAAGAAAAAGUGCUUCCAUACCGAAAGCUUAGCUGUGCAAUGAUGUGUGUUCUUGACAGAACAUUAUUUUUCAUCAGCCAUGAACUUUUCUGGUUCUGGUUUUAGCUGCUAAUUAUACUGUUAUAUGGACAAAAGAGUGCUUUAUUUUAUAAAACCUAAGAUAAACUAAAGUGGCUGCAAACUUCUGAACAAGGGCCUUUAAAAAAGUUUGAUGUUUGCUGCCUCAGCCUCUAAGGACUGGCACUUAAUAAGGGUGACUGUUGUUAUGUGGUUCAGAAUAUUUACUGUAAUUAAGUUAGAAGAAGAAACUUUAGAGACUGCCUAACAGAACAAAAUCAAGGGCAGAAUCUGUCUGAAUUACGUUUGUAACAUCACACUAUAAAGCACAAAUCAAAUGCCCAAGCUACCAUUUAAUAAGUCUGUUAUAACAGUAUAAGUUAAAAGAUGUUGGAGUAUUACCAAUGCAUAUCUAUGAAAGAGAAAGCCACAGAUCUUUCAUAACCUGAUGUGAAACACAGAAUGGUUAAGAAUGAAUGCAAUAUUUGACAGUUUGUGAAUGCUGCAGUGGUAGUAACUUGCUCUAGGAAUGCUUCAGUGACACAACAUUUAUCUUUUUUUAGGUAAUGAAGGCCUUUGGGAUGGUCUCACAGAUCACUACCCAUUCUGUGUUUUGCAGUACUGUGGUGCAUCCAGUUGCGACUUCUUUUUGUGUCAGUCAUUUAAGCAGCUUUGAAUACAUAGCCGGCCUUCAAAGCUGAAGGAUGUUCUUAACCUUUAUUUUGUUUACCCAUCCCCCAACACACACAUAAAAAAAAACUUUUGAGUUUGUGUGUAAUUAGUUUUCACAUUUGUUUAUAUAUACAGUUAUCUGUUUAAAGGUGUGAUAUGCAGUUACUGGAUUUCAGUGGAUCUUUUGGAGUUAGAACAUUGCAGGGUUUUGCUUGCUUACUGCAGUCAUUGAACUAUUAUCACAACUUAUCAAUACAGUCCAUUUCUUGGCAAGCUAGUCUAAGCAGACAGAGAAGGCUCCAAAUGUGUCUCAAGACUGAGGUCCAGUAUGCCUAAUCCCACAACUAAAGUAUUAUGUUUGUAAGUAAAAUAUCUUUCACUUGUUUAUUGAUUAUGUAUUUGAUUUUAUUAUCCAGUUAAGUAAUGAAAGACACCAAUAAUCCUUGUUCCGCUAUGUGCCACUUUUGUUAGAAAUACCCCAGUCUCAGUAUGUGCCACUUUUAUUAGAAAUACACCAUUAAGAGAUUAAGUGAGAUGUGUGAGAAUAUGAGCUCACCAAGAGGAUUUUUUUAUUUUAUUUAUUUAUUUAUUUAUUUUUGCCAAGAACCUGUGAAGCAGAAACAGAUCUCAAGCACUGACAUUUUUGCAUGUUACUGUAUGCAGUAGUUUGCAAGUCCACUACCACUGGAUUUAGAAACUAAGCCAAUAUCACCUUGAAGCAUAUUAUUUGUGCAAUUAUUUAAGCCUAAUGGAAAACUGUGGAAUUUCUAAUUGCCCAUGCGUGUGAGUUUGUGUGCGUGAGUGUGCAUGUGUGAAUGCACAUGCAUGCUUAUGAGGCAGAGCAGUACAAUGUGAUGGACGAUUAUCUCACUAGACUGUGAUGGACAAUUAUCUAAGCUAGGCUGUGAUGGACUAUUAGCUCAGCUAGGCUGCAUUCUUCUUUGGUUGCAAUGUUUCCGGUAACUGAGGAGAUCAGUAUUUAGAAUUACCAUUAUAGUUUCUGACUCAUAGGUAUUUUGAAAUGUAAGACCAUUUCCCUUGCACCACUUUUUUUCUCACUUUUAGGAUACGCCCACUUGUUGCUGCUUUACUGGUUUCAGUUAUAAUUUAGGAUUGUUAAAAACCCUGUGGGAAUUGUGCAUUCCUGAACCAUUAUACAGUAUGGGAUGCAAAUAUUGUGAGUUUGAUUUAAAAAGCCAAGUAGGUAAUACCUUUCGAAUAUCUAUAAUAUUUGCAGAUGCUGUCAGAAAUCUACUUGCUUCAGCACAGGGCUAAAGUGCAGUUCAACAUCCCACUUCCUUUCUUCUAAUUAAACCCAUUAUUAAAAAAUGUAUACCCUUUUUGCAAAUUAAAUCCAUAUCUGGUGGCUGUUAAUGGAAAAUAUGACAAUAUUGCUUACCACCUGUUUUUCAAUGCUUUUCAUUUCUUGAAAUAUGCUUGUUGUUUUUUUUUUUUUUUUUUUAGAGUAAAUUUAUGUGACGUGAUACAAACUUUAUUUGGAUCUUUUCAUAUAAUGAAACCUUGUAAAAUAAUACAAAAUGUAUUUGGAUCUCAUCAUAUAAUUAAAUCACUUUACCAUGAUACUAAAUUGAAUAGUAGCACAGUGUUGUGGUGACCACUAUAGUUGCCUUGCAACAAAAGAUUCCCCAGUUUGCUUCUCAGAUGGGGUGUCUUCUGAAUGCAUGUCCUUCUUGUGUUCAAGAGUGUUUUCUCCAGGUACUCUGUUUUCCAUAUCCCAUAGGCAUGCAGUAGAACUGGUGUAUGUAAAUUAUCUCGAGGUGUGUGUGUGUGUGUGUGUGUGUGUGUGUGUGUGUGUGUGUGUGUGUGUGUGUUUAAUGCAGCAGAAAGGCUUGGCAAUCUAUUUGAGUUCCCUACUUACCUAGCAAGUUCUGGGGAUGGUUUCAGCUAUUCACAAAAUUGCUGUGUGACUCUAAUGCAAUUCAACUACAUUGGAUAAAAGCUGAUUUGUUAAACAUCUAAAAUGGCAUCAGUUUUGCAAGAGAUGUUAUAGACUAUUUCUUCAAAAUGGCAAUGACCAGGGCCUCCUUUGAAAUUCAUAUGGUAUGGAUACCUAAGCAAGGAUGUAUUCUGUAGGUCAUGAUGAUGGUUUCAAGUGAACAAUGCUGGUAUGAGAUCUGGAAACUGAAGAUGCUUUUUUGCAUAUGAUGAGAGCGUAAGUGUAGCAAUUUUUUAAGUAGGUUUCAGUUAGUAGUGUUGCAAUGUGGUAGUGUUACAAAAUGGUAGAAAUGAAAAGUAAUAUGCAACAAAAUUUAUAUAAGACAGAGAUGCUGGUUUCCAGGCAGCAGUAUCUAAGAAGUUCCUUUGAGUAUAAAUGUCUUGCGCAAGUAGGGUUUGGUUAUAGGAAUGGGUUGAGCCAUCUAGGUUAUGACUGAUAUGAAAGCAGCAGCAAAAUCAUGUUUAUUUUGUUUAGAAGUUACACGAGCUCAUCCUUUUGACAGUAAUAGGCAGGCAUUUAGUUUGAGGCUGUUGGAUAUUGCUGAACUGUUUAUGUCAGAACAAGUAAUCCAAAAAACAAAAUAGUUACUUUAAGUUUACUGAAGUGCUGAAGGUAUUACUUGGUAGAUAUUUCCUAAUUAUGCUGAACAACUACAUUUUUUACCUAUGGAGUAUUCCAGAAAUACUUAAAAUGCCAAGGUUGGUGUUGUUUUUGGUGGGGAAUAAGCAUAUGAGCUGUUUUUUAUGGUUGCUGAACACUGGUAAUGUGAUAAACCAGUGCAGGGACAGAAAUUUCCAUCUUUAAGUCUCAUCUUGAUUUGUAAGAUGCAACAGCAUGAUACAAUCGUGCCAGCUAGAUUACCAAGUGACAGGCAUUGACCAGUUUUGUUGCAGACUGAACUUCAACAGAGUGUAGUUACACAUCUCAGUACUGCUCUUAUUUUAGAAAAGAAACAAGUUCUGCACCGAACAGCUUAAGAUAUCCUACAAUUACACAAGAAAAACACUGUUUACUCUGUUAACUAAGCAGGCCGAGCAUGUGAUAGCCUUGACAAACAGGGCCAUAUGCAUAGAGAAUACCGAGCUUGCUGUCUAUGCUGUUAUCAUAAUUACAUGAGCAUUCACGCUUUUAUGCAGCUAAACUAAUGCUGAAUGCCAGUAUAUGAUAUUGUAACAGAAACAGUUUAACAACUAUGAUUAAAACAAUCUGUUGAUCCUGUUUAGAUAUAUAAAUGCAUACUUACAUACAGAGCUGUGAAACAACAAAGCUAAUCAUUGUCUGACUGCAUUCUUCAGUCCACCACUCGGAAAUACUCUGAUGAACAAUUUGAAUAUUGUACAGUCCCAUGAAAUAAACAAGCACUCCCACCUCUAACCAUGGCAGUCACAUGAAUCGCUACAGGUAGUUGACAUAAUGCUCACAUUUUCUGUCUGGAAGGAGUACUUCAGCAGGCCAAGACCAAUAAAUCAAGUCCCAGUUAUCCAGAGUAGUUGAAUAGGCUAUUCCCGGCAGAAGUACCUCUAGUGAUGGCCUACUGUUAUAUACACAUAGGCAUUAUUUACAUCUGCUGUUUUUGUAUGCAUUUGAAAGGCAGGCAAGCUGGUCAAUAGGUUGUUUGCCAGAGUGUUGAAAGAUGGAUGCCAAGUAGGAGAUGAAAAGAAGAGCCUAUAAUAUUUAAAUAAAAGGCAAACAGCUUUGGAAUGUAGCACUGAAUCCACACCUCACUUGUCUAGUGUCAGUGUUUCACAAUACUUACCGGUAUGAAUGCAAUUUAAAAUGUUUCACUGACGGUGUUUAUCAUUGUUUUGCACUAAGUAGAUUUAAUUUACUUUGUCUUUAGUGCCCAUGUGUGUGUAUGUGAGUGUGUGUGUGUGUGUGUGUGUGUGUGUGUGUGUGUGUGUGUGUGUGUGUGUGUGUGUGUGUGUGUGUGUGUGUGAGUGCACAUGUGUGUAUACACUUUGAGCACACACACAUUUGGCUUAGUAGUUUUGCCAAAUCAAUGUUAAAAUCUUGGAAUUAGAGUUUGGUUUAUUGCUCUUACAUCACCCACCUCACGUAUUUUAAAUGUUGCAUUGAUCACAUUUAUAUACAACUUAAUUUGCAGACGGUCUGAAACAAAUGUGAAUUUAUGACCAUGACUCAGCAUACUCUGGAGAAUUUUAUAUGUGUUUGCUUUAAGCUGCUUUUAAAAUGUAGCAGCUUUUCUACUGUAAUUGAUUCAUGUCUUACUGCCAUUUAUAAUAGGCAGCGCAGUACAUACUGGCUGCGUAAUGCUUAUUUAUUUAAAUAGGUAGCUUUCAGAUAUCUUUAUUACAUUGUUCCUCUCAACAGUUAUACCUGCUUUAUUUAGUGAGCUAUUGAUUAAACAGAUCCGCAUGUCAUGCUAAACUUCAAACUCCAUUACAGUACAAAACCCACCGUACCCUCUCAGUUUGCAGAAUUUCUUUAUAACACAAAUAGGAAUACCUGUAACUCAUACAUUGCGUGAUAUGACUUUCCAUGAACAGUACUAUAAAUUUCCUAAAAACUACAGGAAAUCUGGAGAAUGUCCAAUGUAUAAAAAGAAAACACAUGGUUGUCAGAGUUUCACUGUUCUUGAACUUUUCAGUAAAGCACUGCAUUUAUAUUAUUUUACUCUAUCUUUCUCUUUGUUUUCUGUUAUUCCUUUAUAUGUUAAGUGGAGGGUGUGUGCACAGCACAGGCAAUAACGGUGAUAUGAGGUCUUAAGACAUGACUGAUUUAAACAUACCCAGGAUUUGUUAGCAGCAUGUGUGUGCAAUUUAUUUAAUUCUAUACAGUGGCUUUAUUUGUUAAUCAAAUGCCUGUGUUGAUCUAAGGAACCCUGAAAAUAUGUCACUUUUGCCAAGAAUGUCACACAUAGUGUUACAUGGUUACUGCAGACAGCGUAUAUUCAGCAUUUAGUGAUGUUUGAAAAGAAAGUACAUGCGUGCCCUCUUGGACAAAUGAAAACAAAUAUUGUCGAUAAUGUUUUCAGGAUGCACAUAAGUAGCUAAAUUCAGUUACUAUAGCACAUAGUUCUAGUUAAACCAAGAAUGAAUUUCACAGCGUAAUCCUGUUUUGAUUGUUGAGAUUCAGUACUGCUUUAUAAGUUUCAUAAAGGGAAGGGGGGUUGCAAGAAGCUCCGGUGGACAUAAGCUGUUUCAGCUUUUUUUUGAAGAAGACUGUUUUUUUUUUUUUAGCACUCAUUAAGUAUUAAAGUGUUAAAUGUUUUGCUUACACUAUUUGCUUUAGUUUAUAUAAUAUGCAAUGUUGAAAGAAUUGCUGAAUAAUGUUUACAGUGAUUGAAUUACUAUUAUUGUUUGUCAACCCUAUUCAAAUCAAAUUCUUCAAUUAAUAUAUAUUUUCUAGAUUACAAUCUCUUGUAUAGCAUCAUUUUUGUAAAUAA
This is a messenger RNA of Protopterus annectens (West African lungfish), 6939 nucleotides long. It is a transcript of the gene CLDN23, whose product is annotated as claudin 23. Gene Ontology annotation, molecular function: structural molecule activity. The record is from RefSeq and is a predicted model, not a curated record. Gene Ontology annotation, biological process: cell adhesion; bicellular tight junction assembly. The transcript has a single exon. Gene Ontology annotation, cellular component: plasma membrane; bicellular tight junction. Bases 126 to 830 code for a protein of 234 amino acids. NCBI's taxonomy places the organism in Eukaryota, Metazoa, Chordata, Ceratodontiformes, Protopteridae.